This is a messenger RNA of Prunus avium (sweet cherry), 3588 nucleotides long. It is a transcript of the gene CR4, whose product is annotated as crinkly4. NCBI's taxonomy places the organism in Eukaryota, Viridiplantae, Streptophyta, Magnoliopsida, Rosales, Rosaceae. Gene Ontology annotation, biological process: protein phosphorylation. Gene Ontology annotation, molecular function: protein kinase activity; protein binding; ATP binding. The record is from RefSeq and is a predicted model, not a curated record.
ACAUGCAACAAUCCAUCUUUCUUUAAUUUCCCUUCAAGAAAUUCACCUUACCACCCAACACACAUUCAAAGCAAAAUUUUAUGGACAGAGAAGUACCAGAUUAUUGUUCCUAUUUUUGAGUUUUGUUGAUAGCCUGAAACAAAACUAAGUACGUGGUCGAAAAGAAAGUGAAGAAACAGGAGGUUUUUGCACAUCGGUGUUGAUAAACAGAGUAUGAGUAGGUGUGGGUUUCCUUAAAGUUGUUGCCUUUACUAAUCUUCUGCAAAAGUUCUCUGUUUCAGAAAGGGCUUUUCUGAUUUGGUCCUGCUUGGUUUGACUGAUCUGUAGCUUCUGGUACGUUGGUUUGUUGCGCAUUCACCUAUUUUUCUGUUUAUUCAUGGCGACUUAGUUUCAUCGUUGCCUUUUUCUUCAUUUCCAUUAUGGAGAAAAGGGGAGUGUAAUGUCGUUUCAGUUCUUUAGAAAAACUUCAAAAAGACAGCUUUUUCCUUGUAGAGUACUGCAAUAUAUGCUGCUUUGUUGUGUUGAACUGUGGUGGAUAUCUGACUUUCUCAUUUCGAAUUGGUCAGAAGGAAAAGUCAGGAACUUUAGGUGGUGGAGUAAAUUUUAUCUUUGAAUAGUUAUAUUGGCUUGUAAUGGGGAUUUUUUUAAAGGAUUUCCUGAUCUGGGUCCUUAAUUUCAGCAUACUGAGAGCUGGGUUUCUUGUUAAACUAGCAAUUUUAUCAGAUUUAUGGUGUUUAGCUUCAGGACUAGGUUCCAUGUCAGCCAUUGCAGUUUCUUACGGGGAGAAAGGUCCAGUUUUCUGUGGUUUAAAGUUAGAUGGGUCUCAUCUUGUGACCUGUUAUGGAUCAAACUCAGCAAUAACAUAUGGAACUCCAAGUCGUUUCCCAUUUAUUGGUCUAACUGCUGGUGAUGGCUUUGUUUGUGGACUUCUCAUGGAGUCCAACCAGCCAUAUUGUUGGGGAAGCAGUGGUUAUAUCCAAAUGGGUGUCCCUCAACCCAUUAUUAAAGAAGCUCAAUAUGUAGAAAUCAGUGCUGGUGAUUACCAUUUGUGUGGAUUGCGAAAACCUUUAACCGGCAGGCUCAGAAACACCUCUUUUGUUGAUUGUUGGGGUUACAACAUGACCAAAAGCUAUGUGUUUGAUGGACAGGUUCAGUCAAUAUCAGCAGGCUCAGAAUUCAAUUGUGGAUUGUUUUCUCAGAACAGGACAGUGUUUUGCUGGGGUGAUGAGACUAGUAGCAGGGUUAUCAGCUUGAUCCCGAAAAAAUUCAGGUUUCGGAAGAUUGCAGCUGGUGGGUAUCAUGUAUGUGGGAUUUUAGAGAGCGUGAAUUCUAGACCCUAUUGUUGGGGAAGAAGCUUGGACAUUGAAGAAGAAAUCUCAGUGACGUAUUCGGAUCAAGGCAAUGUUGAUUUGGCCCCAAAUGAACCAAUGCUCUCAGUUGUGGGAGGGAAGUUCCACGCUUGUGGGAUUAAGAGCUCUGACCGUGGGGUGAUUUGUUGGGGAUUUAUUGUGAAACCAAGUACACCGGCUCCGAAAAGUAUGAAGGUUUAUGAGAUUGCUGCUGGAAAUUACUUCACUUGUGGAGUUAUUGCUGACAAAUCAUUCUUACCUGUUUGUUGGGGUCUUGGAUUUCCAACUUCUCUUCCCUUAGCUGUGGCACCUGGAUUCUGCAAGUCUACUCCUUGUGCUCCUGGUUUCUACGAGUUUAGUCAUGAGAGUGCCUCUUGCAAAUAUCCUAACUCUCACAUAUGUAUGCCUUGCAGCGAUGGUUGUCCUGCUGAAAUGUACCAAAAAACCGGAUGCACUCUGAAAUCUGAUAGACAGUGUGAAUAUAACUGUUCUAAUUGUUACUCAGCUGACUGCUUUUCAAAUUGUUCAUCUUCGUAUUCCAAUGCCAAGAAUAAUGAAAGGUUUUGGUCAAUGCAAUUACCUAUCAUAAUUGCAGAGAUUGCCUUUGCUGUGUUCUUGGUUAGUGUUGUGUCUAUAACUGCAUUUUUAUAUGUUCGCUAUAAGUUACGAGACUGUCAGUGCACAGCAAAAGAUUCGAAGUCUAAAAAGAAUAUUCAGAGUGGUUCUCCUUUCCAUAAAGACAAUGGUAAGAUUCGUCCCGAUUUGGAUGACCUGAAGAUAAGGAGGGCUCAGAUGUUCACUUAUGAGGAGCUUGAAAGGGCUACAGCCGGCUUUGAAGAAGUGUCUGUUGUGGGAAAGGGCAGCUUCUCCUGUGUUUUCAGAGGUGUUUUGAAAGAUGGUACAGUUGUUGCUGUCAAAAGGGCUAUAGUGUCUCCUAACAUGCAAAAGAAUUCGAAAGAGUUCCAUACAGAGCUAGACUUGCUCUCAAGAUUAAACCAUGCGCAUUUACUCAAUCUGCUUGGCUAUUGUGAAGAAGGUGGGGAAAGGCUUCUUGUUUAUGAGUUCAUGGCUCAUGGAUCAUUGCAUCAACACCUCCAUGGAAAGAACAAAGCCUUGAAAGAGCAAUUGGAUUGGGUUCGAAGGGUCACUAUUGCAGUCCAGGCAGCUCGGGGAAUUGAAUACUUGCAUGGUUACGCUUGCCCACCGGUGAUUCAUCGAGACAUUAAGUCUUCAAACAUCCUCAUUGAUGAAGAACACAAUGCUCGAGUGUCUGAUUUUGGUUUAUCAUUAUUGGGACCUGCAGAUAGUGGAUCCCCAUUGGCGGAGCUACCAGCUGGAACUCUUGGGUAUCUUGAUCCUGAGUACUACAGACUUCACUACCUUACAACCAAAUCUGAUGUUUAUAGUUUUGGUGUUUUGCUGUUGGAGAUUCUUAGUGGCAGAAAAGCCAUUGAUAUGCAAUAUGAAGAUGGAAAUAUAGUUGAAUGGGCAGUGCCUCUUAUCAAGUCAGGAGAGAUAAAUGCAAUUCUGGAUCCAGUUUUGAAACCCCCACCUGACCUUGAAGCCUUGAAAAGAAUUGCCAAUGUAGCCUGCAAGUGUGUGAGAAUGAGAGGGAAGGAGAGGCCAUCAAUGGAUAAAGUGACGACAGCACUAGAACGAGCUCUUGCACUGUUAAUGGGCAGCCCGUGUAACGAGCAACCUAUUUUGCCAACUGAGGUGGUACUGGGAAGUAGUAGAUUGCACAAAAAGUCCUCUCAAAGAUCUUCAAACAGGUCGGUCGACACUGAUGUGGUAGAAUCGGAAAGGUUUGAAUUCAGAGCUCCUUCAUGGAUCACAUUCCCAAGUGUUGCCUCUUCCCAAAGGAGGAAGUCCUCAGUCUCAGACGCCGAUGCAGAUGGGAAGAACUUAGAAGCUAGAAACUUGGGCAAUUGUGGGAGCGGUGGUGAUGGGUUGAGGAGUUUGGAGGAAGAGAUUGGACCUGCUUCACCUCAAGAGAAGUUGUUCUUGCAGCACAACUUUUAAACUGACCAACCAAGCUUAUCAAACUUGAUCCAUGUUCACAGGUUUGCUUGCAUUUAUUUUCCUGGAGGAUGAAAUGUAAAAAGAUGAAUGGGAGGAUGUAAGUUUCUCAACUACUAAAUUUCAGCUCUUCUUUUGUCUAUUCAGUUCUAACAAUUUGUUGAAUGAAAUUCUCCUUUCACACUAAAUUUCAGCAUCUUAGUAAGACUGUAUUCUUCUA